Messenger RNA from Parnassius apollo (apollo), 621 nucleotides. The record is from the annotation of a GenBank genome assembly. NCBI's taxonomy places the organism in Eukaryota, Metazoa, Arthropoda, Insecta, Lepidoptera, Papilionidae.
AUGGAAGCAACUGUUUUAAGAAAUUACCAAAAAUUCGGAAUUCCUGAAGUAUUGGGCUAUAUUGAUGGCACACAUAUAAAACUUAAGAAGCCAACACAACAUGAAGAACUUUAUGUAAAUAGAAAGGGUGAACACACCCUUAAUGCACAAAUGGUUUGUGACAGUUCCUUAAAAAUAUUAAAUGUGUGUGCACGAUAUCCUGGUGCAACACACGAUUCCUUUAUAUGGAGGUUUAGUGCACUACAAAAGGUGAUGAUGAACCUUAAUGGUGAAGGCAAUACUUGUUGGCUUCUAGGUGAUUCCGGAUAUCCCUUGGAGCCACGGCUCCUCACACCGAUCCUUAAUGCUGAAGAAAACACACCUCAAAGUCGAUAUACCAAUACCCAUAUAAGGUCAAGGAACAGUAUUGAGAGGUGUUUCGGUGUUCUUAAGUCAAGGUUUCGACGCUUACUAAGCAAAAUGGAGUAUGAACCAACAAAAGUAGGCUGCAUUGUAAAUGCAUGUGCAGUUUUACACAAUGUGUGCAUAACAGCAGGACUUAGUUUUCCCGACAUAGUUGAUGAAGAAGCUUUAGCACCAGACGCGAGUACAGCAGAUCAUUAUAGAGAGAUACAUAUAUGA